AUGCCGGAGGAUGAAAAUGAAAAUGAGAUGCCGGAGGAUGGCAGCUUUUUUGGAGAAGGCUUGAUUUCGAAUGAUGGGGCAACUGAGGGACAGGAACAAGAGGACGCGAAAGUUCGCAUCGAAACUAUGGAAUUUACUGGUGUUAAUGAUAUACGGAAUGUUGCACGCUUGAUGAAAACUUUGCGGCCUAUUCUGGAUAAAAUCUCAUAUUAUCAGUCGUUACCGGCGCAGCAACAGACAACACCUACCGGUUCGAUUGAGGAUAAUCCAGAGUAUCACCUUCUUACGGAAUCAAAUUCUCUUUCUACAUCCAUCGACAAUGAAAUCAUACUAGUACACAAGUUCCUCAGGGACCACUAUUCUACCAAAUUUCCCGAGCUGGAGACGUUGAUCACAAACCCUUUGGAUUAUGCAAAAACGGUCGCCAUACUGGGAAAUGGCCCUUUGAACGACAUAAAAUCGUUGGCGUCCUCAACCGAUAACUUGGUCGGAACGAAUCUGAGAUCUGUACUCGAUGGGCCCUUGCUCAUGGUUGUUGCGGUCGAAGGCACGACUAGUCGGGGAAAGGACCUUUCGGAUUCGGAACUUCAAACCGUUUUGGGAGCGUGUGAGAUGAUGUUGUCUCUUGACAAAGCUAAAUCUAUCCUCACGGAUUAUGUCCAGUCACGGAUGAAUAUCUUUGCACCCAAUUUAACUGCUCUUAUUGGAUCUCUCACAGCUGCGCAGCUCUUAAAUUAUGCCGGCGGUCUUACCGGCCUAGCCAAAAUGCCGGCGUGCAAUAUACCGCCAUUAGGAUCGAAGAAGCAGACGCAAGUCGGGUUUGCCACCAAUGUCGGGAUUAGACACCAGGGCUUCUUGUACAAUUCGCCAAUUAUCCAAGGUAUCCCAAACGAUUUGAAGCGCCAGGCUAUGCGUAUACUGUCAGCCAAACUAGUUUUGGCGGCGCGUGUUGAUAGGGUACAUAGCAGCCGCGAUGGCUCAACCGGCGAAGAGCUAAGGCAAUCCUGUUUAGAGCGCCUAGAGAAAUUGACAGAGCCACCUCCCAAUAAAGGACCGCGAGCUCUUCCUGCUCCCGACGACAAACCUUCUAGAAAGCGCGGCGGACGCAGAGCACGGAAAGCAAAAGAAGCUACUGCAAUGACCGAUUUGCGGAAGGCCCAAAAUCGCCUAGCGUUUGGCAAAGAAGAAAAGGAAGUUGGCUAUGGCACUGGCGAAGGUACCAAAGGCCUCGGUAUGCUUGGCCAAGAGAACUUGGGACGGAUUCGUGCUGCUCAAAUUGACCAAAGAACCAAGGCCAAAUUGAGUAAAUCAAAUAAAGGGUGGGGUGCUACAUCGACCGUAGGCGGAACCGCAUCAUCGCUACGCGCCUUCGGCCAUGGGGCUGGUAAUGCAUCUGUAUUACGCGCUCAAGGACUCCGAACUGGUGGAGUCGGACCGUCCGUCGGGUCGGGAACGGCGAGUACAAUUGCGUUCACUCCAGUACAGGGCUUAGAACUGGUAGAUCCAAAAACGCAGGCGGAGCUGAGCAGAAAGCGAAAAGCGGAAGAAGAUAGAUGGUUCAAAAGCGGGACUUUCACUCAAAUUGGAAACCAGGCAUCAGAAAACGGGGGUUUCAAAGUCCCACCGUUACCACCGCGUAAAAAGGCGACCACUGACAACGGCAAAACGACUGCACCGCCGCCACUCCCAUGA
Uncinocarpus reesii 1704 is the source of this 1692-nucleotide messenger RNA. RefSeq lists its product as uncharacterized. Gene Ontology annotation, cellular component: U4 snRNP; precatalytic spliceosome; U4/U6 x U5 tri-snRNP complex. Gene Ontology annotation, biological process: spliceosomal tri-snRNP complex assembly; mRNA splicing, via spliceosome. NCBI's taxonomy places the organism in Eukaryota, Fungi, Ascomycota, Eurotiomycetes, Onygenales, Onygenaceae. The record is from RefSeq and is a predicted model, not a curated record. Bases 1 to 1692 code for a protein of 563 amino acids. The transcript is spliced from 2 exons.